Sardina pilchardus (European sardine) is the source of this 2436-nucleotide messenger RNA. RefSeq names its product HAUS augmin-like complex, subunit 3 (gene haus3). Gene Ontology annotation, cellular component: centrosome; HAUS complex; mitotic spindle. The transcript has 6 exons. The coding region runs from base 203 to 1996 and encodes 597 amino acids. Gene Ontology annotation, biological process: centrosome cycle; spindle assembly. NCBI's taxonomy places the organism in Eukaryota, Metazoa, Chordata, Actinopteri, Clupeiformes, Clupeidae. The record is from RefSeq and is a predicted model, not a curated record.
CAGGUUGAUGGCAGUAAUGCACCAUAAAUGGUAGGGCGAGAGGAACAGAAAUGGGAUUACCUUUUGCUUUUUUGCUUUUUUUCCCUCCCACUUCCCGUAGACUGAUUUCUACGGCGGGAGUUUGAUUUGCGGGGUUCAUGGUCUGUAGAGCGUGUGUUUGAGUACGUGUGUGUGUGUGCGACUGAAAUAGCUUAACAGCACAAUGAGCGGGGCCCUUUUUGUGGAGACUCUGUUUCGCCUGGGCUAUCCAGAAGCCUCUACUCUGAAGCCUACAGACUUUGACUGGAUGUUUGAUGACACCCCGGAAACCCAGGAAUUCCUGCGCUUCUUCUGCAGUCUUGGAGCCCGGAAUGUUUUGUCUGAGGAGGAAGAGCGCUGGUACACAAGCCUGGUUGAGUUCGGCAAGCCCGUCCUGACUGAGCUGGAACUCGAGAAAGUGGAACAACUAAUGAGGUCAAGGCAGCUGGAGUUAGAUGAGGAAGACGAGGGUGAAGAGCAGGAGGAUGUGGAGGAAGACACUGUUGAUGAGAGUCUUGAAGAGCUCCAACAGGAGCUGGAGCAUCUGCACAGGCAGAAGCGUCUGAGGCACCAGCGCCUGCUCCAGCUCCAGGGUCUGAGCCAGAGACGCGCCGACGGCGCCUCGGCCCUGUCUGAGCGCGCUCAGAGCCUGGAGCAGGACGACGGAGGAGCGGAGCCCGUGGCGGUGGCGAAGGCUCUCGCCAAGGAGAACGUGACCACCAACGUGGUGCUGCAGGGCCUCCAAGGCGAGGUGAAAAAGCUGCAGGGCCUUGUGUUGGCAGAAGGGGACGCUGUGGAGAAGCAGCAGGAGUACCUGCAGAUGGAGUGCCACUCCCGCCACUCGGCUGCCCUGCUCUCUCUGCUCCCGCUCGAACCGUACCUACAGGAAGUGCAACUUGCCCACCAGAGCAUCAUGGGCCAGUACAAGAGGUGCCUUGCUGAAGAAACGUCCAUGUUGGAUGAGGAGGGGGAUGAUGGGAAGGAGGAGGGUGGUGAUGAGGUGGAGAGGCACAGGGGAGAGCUGGCGCGGCUGCAGGCGGCCUUCCUGCUCAUACAGGCCCAGCUGGUGCAGGCGCGGGCAGAGGAGGCCGGAGUCACGGCGGCCAAGGAGUGGCUCUCACAGAAGAGGAGCUCUGAUGCACAGCCUGUGCCCCUUGACCCCGACACUACCCCCACUGUGCCCACGGAUCGUCUCCUCGCCCUCCUUCACCACGGCGCCAAGGGGCUCUGCCUGCCUGUGCUCCAGGCGGACGCGCGCGAUCAGGCAGAGGCCGUGAAGCGUCACGCCGGCCUGCAGGAAGGCCUGUGGGGGGCGCUGCUGAGCCAGUCGGCCCAGCUGGAGCUGCUGCGGGCGCUGCUGGUGGCCGAGCGGGACGCUCACGGCGCCGCCCACACCCACGCGGAGCGCCUGGCGCGCACCCUGCAGGAGGAGAAGGCCGCGUGGGCGUCCCGGCGGAGCGAGGAGCUGACGCGCCUGCAGGAGAGCGUGCCCGAUCCUCAGAGUGAGCCCACCCUCAGCACUAAAGACCCCACUGUCAAGAGGUUGCUGGCAAUGCUGGAGGCCCCUGAGGAGACCGACCGCUGCUUUGACCGUCUGGCCGACCUCACGGACUUGAUCUCUGCCCAGUCGGCUGAGGUCCAGCAGCUGGGUGGCUCUAAGGGCUUGGCCGUGGCGGAGCUGCAGAGCCUGCAGGCUGGUCUAGAGAAGGACCAUGAGGCUCUGAGGCGGACUGCUCUCUCCGAGGCCUGGCAGGUGCAGCUGUCCCCGCAGGACAUGUCUGAAACCCUGCAGGAGUUGGAGAAGCAGACUGCCUCCUUCUUCAAGCAGCUGCAGCAGGUAUCUGCUGAGCUCUCCUCCAAGCGCUCCCUGCUGAAGCGUAGCGCCCCCCUGAGGUGGGAGAGGGAGCUGUAUGUGCUCUUCCAUCUGGACCCGCCCAGGCUAUGCAGAGUGCUGGAGGACUGGGAGGGCCGUGAGUGAGCCAGACGCCACAGAGGCCUCAACACAACGGCCUUAUCUUUGCCAGCUUUCGCUCUGCUAGUCCACCACCUAGCCUGAAGCCUGAGCACACACACACACACACACACACACACACACACACUGCCACAUAUUCCAGCUGGUGAAGAAUAUGUUUGGUGCCUCAGUGGAAGUGGGAAAUCCCAUAUUAGUUAUUCUGACCACAGUUGGCACUUAGUCACACACCUUAGUUUACUUUUUUGUGUUGUUGGUAUUUGUGCAAUAGACUAUCUCUCUGUUUAUGCUCUAAUGCACUUUCUAAUGUAUUUUGUGAUACUAAUAUGGAUGUUGCUUUUAUACUUUAUAUGCUACUCAUAUGUCUUAUUAUGCUUUAUAAGAGUGGAAGUUGGAUGGCAAUCCUUGAGGUCAUCCAAACAUGACCUCACUGUGGUUUGUUUUGUGCA